Messenger RNA from Trypanosoma brucei brucei TREU927, 900 nucleotides. RefSeq lists its product as hypothetical. The record is from RefSeq and is a predicted model, not a curated record. The transcript has a single exon. The coding region runs from base 1 to 900 and encodes 299 amino acids. NCBI's taxonomy places the organism in Eukaryota, Euglenozoa, Kinetoplastea, Trypanosomatida, Trypanosomatidae.
AUGACGGUCGCAACAGCCCCAACUCCUCCUGACUUGUCCAAACCACCCGCCGAUAAGUUAGAAAUACAUACGCAAACAACAGGAAAUGAUGGUGGCUCGAGCAGUGGUGCCGCUAAAGAAGUUUUCGUCACUCCUGAAGAGGUUGAAAGGCAGGUAAAACUUGGACUUCUGCUGGUUCAACUUGGCGCAGCGAAGGAAAAUCAGAUUUUUGGUCCACGUGGUCUCAUGACUCCUCCACGGGAUCUUCUUGUAAUUAAUCGGUAUGAGGACAGUAAGGAGGCUCGGCGGCCAUUCAAAUGGUACGAUCCCAUUUCAUGGUUCCUCAGUGGUCCGAAACCUUCACCCAUGUUUUGGAGCCCAUCACCAUUCAGAAAUGAGGAGCAGGAGCGAGCCGUCACCACAUCACCCACAGCGGCGUCAGGGACGGCAGCGGCCACUCAAACACCUGAAAUCGGACCAGCGACAUCGUUGGCUCCUGCUGUAAAGAAAAUACGUGCCAUCCCACCUGUUGAUAUGCGGCCACUUGGGGAUGAUGUGCAUUUGGAGGCAGCCGUGCGACUUGACCGUGAGAAACUUUUAAAGGAUGAGGAGACAUUACACAAGAUGCUAAACGGUGUUGAGGAUACUCGUCAUGCUUAUUUAGUCCCUGCGCAGGAGCUUCAGUGCGAGGAUGAGGUGCUUGCGGUCGUGCAGUGCUACGAAAAACAUGUUUCUGCCAUACAAGCCGCUUCCGGGAGUGGAAUGUCCAAUUCGGGGAAGAUUUUAUCCGAGGGUGCGGCUUUGGAGCUUCCGGUUAUCGCAGAUGUGUUGCAAUGUGGGCCGGUUGUAUCGCUGCUUCGGCGUUGUGCUGAGGGUGUUGUUGGGGCGUACAGCCAGAAGGAUGUUGCCGUGCAGCUAUGA